Sesamum indicum (sesame) is the source of this 2796-nucleotide messenger RNA. RefSeq names its product NADPH--cytochrome P450 reductase. The record is from RefSeq and is a predicted model, not a curated record. Gene Ontology annotation, molecular function: flavin adenine dinucleotide binding; FMN binding; NADPH-hemoprotein reductase activity. Gene Ontology annotation, cellular component: cytosol. Lineage: Eukaryota; Viridiplantae; Streptophyta; Magnoliopsida; Lamiales; Pedaliaceae.
UGCUCCCUCCCUCUCUCUCCUCUUUCUCUCUCUACUCUCCAUAUAAACUCCGCGCGACGCCUUUCUCUCAUUCCGUAGAAGUCAGAGUCUCUCCUAACCCACCUAAGUUCUCUCAACGAAGUUCGUCUAGCUUCGUGCGAACGCCCAAUCCCGCGUUGAGGGAGAGACUCUGAAGAAAGCGAAGGGCUGAAUUCUUUGUUCGGUUGAUUCGUAAUUCGCUGUUUUUGUUUGGAAAACUAGCUCCGACCCAGUUCGUAAGACAUGGAAACCACUUCUGAGAAGCUUUCCCCGUUCGAUUUGAUGGCUGCGAUCUUUAAAGGAGUGAAACUCGACAAAUUGAACGGGUCCUCGGAGGCGGCGCCGCCUGCGGUGAUGGCGAUGCUGUUGGAGAACAAGGACCUCAUGAUGAUACUCACCACAUCCCUCGCUGUGCUCAUAGGCUGUGUUGUGGUGCUGAUAUGGCGGCGCGCGGCCGGAUCGGCGAAAAAGAAGGUGGUGGAGCCGCCGAAGCUGGUGGUCGCCAAGGCGCCGGCGGAGCCGGAGGAAGUUGAUGAUGGGAGGAAGAAAGUUACCAUCUUUUUUGGGACACAGACCGGCACUGCUGAAGGCUUUGCUAAGGCACUCGCUGAGGAAGCUAAAGCAAGAUAUCAGCAGGCCAAGUUUAAAGUAGUUGACUUGGAUGAUUAUGCUGCUGAUGAUGAAGAGUAUGAGGAGAAGAUGAAGAAGGAGACUUUAGCAUUCUUCUUCUUGGCCACAUAUGGAGAUGGUGAGCCUACCGACAAUGCCGCAAGGUUCUACAAAUGGUUUACAGAGGAGAAAGAUAGAGGAGACUGGCUUAAGAAUCUCCAGUAUGGUGUCUUUGGUCUUGGGAACAGACAAUAUGAACAUUUCAACAAGAUUGCAAUAGUGGUGGACAAAAUUUUUGCUGAGCAAGGUGGACAGCGGCUUGUCCCAGUGGGUCUUGGAGAUGAUGAUCAAUGCAUUGAAGAUGACUUUACCGCAUGGCGCGAGCUAGUGUGGCCUGAGUUGGAUAAAUUGCUUCGCAACGAGGAUGAUGCAAGUGUUACUACUCCAUACACUGCUGCAGUUUUGGAAUAUCGUGUUGUUUUCUAUGACCAGGUAGAUGAUUCAAUCUUGGACAAGAGCUCAGCCAAUGGUCAUGCCAAUGGCCAUGCGGUAUAUGAUGCUCAGCAUCCCUGCAGGGUAAAUGUUGCUGUGAAGAAAGAGCUUCACACUCCUGCAUCUGAUCGUUCUUGCACGCACUUGGAAUUUGACAUAUCUGGCACUGGAUUAGCGUAUGAAACAGGGGACCAUGUUGGUGUUUACUGUGAGAAUUUGAUAGAAACUGUGGAGGAAGCAGAAAGGUUACUUAAUCUGCCUCCACAAACAUACUUCUCACUGCACAGUGAUAAAGAGGACGGCACUCCACUCGGUGGAAGCUCCUUGUCACCUCCCUUCCCUCCUUGCACUUUGAGGACCGCGCUAACUCGUUAUGCAGAUCUUUUGAAUGCUCCCAAAAAGUCUGCUUUGAUUGCAUUGGCGGCUUAUGCUUCUGAUCCAAAUGAAGCAGAUCGGCUCAGACACCUUGCUUCCCCUGCUGGAAAGGACGAAUAUGCACAGUAUGUAGUUGCAGGUCAGAGAAGUCUUCUUGAGGUCAUGGCUGAAUUCCCAUCAGCCAAGCCACCUCUUGGCGUUUUCUUUGCAGCAGUUGCUCCUCGCCUACAGCCCAGAUUUUAUUCCAUCUCAUCCUCCCCAAAGAUUGCCCCAUCAAGAAUCCAUGUCACUUGUGCCUUGGUGUAUGAGAAAACGCCCACAGGACGGAUCCACAAGGGUGUCUGCUCCACAUGGAUGAAGAAUGCUGUGCCCUCGGAGGAAAGCCUCGACUGCAGCUCGGCACCAAUUUUUGUUAGGACCUCUAACUUCAGACUCCCUGCUGAUCCUAAAGUACCAAUAAUAAUGAUUGGCCCUGGAACCGGUCUGGCUCCGUUUAGGGGUUUCCUUCAGGAAAGGUUAGCUCUUAAGGAAUCUGGUGCUGAACUCGGCCCUGCCAUAUUAUUCUUUGGAUGCAGGAACAGUAAAAUGGACUUCAUUUACCAAGACGAGUUGAAUAACUUUGUCAAAGCUGGAGUGAUUUCCGAGCUUGUUCUUGCAUUCUCACGCGAGGGGCCAACUAAGGAAUACGUGCAGCACAAGAUGGCUCAGAAGGCUUCAGAAGUGUGGAAUAUGAUCUCUGAGGGAGGCUACGUGUACGUGUGUGGUGAUGCCAAAGGCAUGGCACGUGAUGUCCACCGAACUCUCCACACCAUUGUGCAAGAACAGGGAUCUCUAGACAGCUCCAAAGCCGAGAGCAUGGUGAAGAAUCUGCAAAUGAGCGGAAGGUACUUGCGUGACGUAUGGUAAUAGCUCCUCCCGGUUGGGAAAUAAAACCGUCGUGGGCAUUAAAAUCACUAGAAGCUCUACUUGUUGAGACGAUGACGUUCACUGUAUGAAGUGCCGGAGGAGGCAAUGUGCAGCGACUACCUGCCUUAAGUUGCCACCCCGACAAAGGAAGUCCCUGUGUCAUAAUAUUAGCCGGUUUUGAUUCUUUCAGCUAGUUUAUCCAUGGAUUUUUUCGUUUCUUCUUCUUCUUUAUAUACAUAAAAGUAUGUACGAUAUAUACAAUAAUGAUCGAGACAAUGCUAGGUAUAGUAACUGUGUAAUCUUCCUAUGAACCGGCAAGAUGGUUCUAACGACACGAUGUUGAUUUUGCACCAAUGUAUAAUUAUAUAACGUCUUAUUGUUUUUGUGUAAUUUUUC